AUGGAUCAGGAUUAUAUAUUAAGAUUGGAAGAUGUUCUUAAAUCUACACUUUCGACUAAUAGUCAUGAAAUAUUUAAUGCGACAAAAAUAUUAAAAAAUGAAUACUUUGUAGAAUCAAAAUCAUUAGUUGGAUUGCUACAUAUUAUGCAAUCGUCUGAAAAUCCUCAAAUUCGUCAAUUGUCAGCAAUUGAAGCUCGCAAACUUAUUGCAAUAUUUUGGGAGGAUUUAAGUAAAUCUUUGAAAUGUCAAAUAAAGAAAUCGCUUCUUCAGUCAAUAGUUUUAGAACCGGUUUCUAUUGUUCGACAUUCAUCAGCUCGUGUUAUUUCAUCUAUUGCAAAAAUUGAUUUACCAGUUGAAGAAUGGAAAGAUCUUCCUAUAUUUAUACAUCAGGCAUCACUGUCGCAUAAUUUUUUGGAUAGGGAGACGGGUUUAUAUAUUUUAUAUGUUUUAUUUGAGAUUAUAGAAGAAAUGUUUAUUGAUAAAAUGGAGGAGCUUUUUUCAUUGCUUAAAUUAACGAUUAAUGAUAAGGAAAGUUAUGAUGUUAGGAUGACUACACUUAUGAUUCUUGGAAAAGUUGGGGAAAUUAUUGAUAGGGAUGACAAACAAAGCAUUAAAUCAUUUCAAGAAAUUUUUCCGUCUAUGUUUUUAGUUCUUAAAGAAACAAUUAAUUCUAACAAUGAAAAUUUUCAAAAAAAUGCAUUUGAAGUUUUUAAUACUUUGUUGAUUUGUGAAGGCGCUUUAAUAUCGAAAGCUAUUAAAGAUUUACUUGAAUUUAUGGUCCACGUAGCUUCAACAACAAAGUUAGAUGAUUCUGUUCGCUGUAUGGCUUUGAACUUCCUCAUUACGUGUUCUAGAUAUCGGAAAAACAAAAUCCAAGCACUGAAGCUUGGCCCUCAACUUAUUCUUAGUAUGUUGUUAAUAGGAACGGAAGAAGAUACUGGUUCACCAGAUGACGACUCUCCCUCUCGUCUUGCAUUUAGAUGUAUAGAUAUUCUUUCUAUUUCUUUACCUCCAUCACAUGUAUUUAUCCCUCUUAUGAAUUAUAUACCUCAAUAUUUACAAUCUGAAAACCCGGGAUAUAGAAAAUCUGCAUUGACUGCACUUGGUGUAGCUAUUGAAGGUUCUUCUAAUUUUGUGUCUACUCAAUUUUCAUAUUUACUUACAUUAAUUAUUAUCGGAUUAAAAGAUAAUUAUCAUGUUGUAAAGCGUGCUGCAUUAUUAGCAUUAGGGCAAUUUGCAGAUGAGCUUCCGGAAGAAACAUCAGAAAGGCAUGCAGAAUUAAUGCCUAUUCUCCUCGAACUUAUAUUAGAUUCCCAUGAAGAGACUAAAAAAUCUGCACUCAAUACACUUGAUGCAUUAUUAGAGUCUCUUGAUUCUAACAGUAUUUCUAACUAUUUUUCUUGCAUCAUGGAAAGAUUAUUAGGAUUAUUUCAAUCAAACUCGACACUCGAAAUUAAAUCCACUGUUGUCGCUGCUAUUGGAAGCGCAGUAUAUUCUGCAAAAGAUCAAUUUUCUCCAUAUUUUGAACGAACUAUUGAAUGUUUUAUACCAGUUUUGGAGCUAAAGGAUUCAGAAGACGAAUUAGAGCUUCGAGGCAUGGUUACAGAUACUUUAGGAACAAUUGCAGAAACUGUUGGAAAAGAGAAAUUUACACCUUAUAUCGAAUAUGUUGUUCAAAGUGCAUACAGAGGAAUGCAAAUAGAUCAUCCUAGAUUACGUGAAUGUUUAUUUUGCUUUUUCGCAAUUUUAGCUCGAGUGUACAAACAUGAAUUUGCACCAUUUCUUCAUGUUGUAAUACCUGCAUUGAUUCAAUCAUUGGAUAAAGAUGACUCUGAUGAUAUAUAUAAAGAUAGUGAUGAAAAUGAUAGUAUAAAAAAUUUUGAUAAUGACAAAGAUGAUACAUUACUUGAUAUGUCAAAAGUCAAUUCUGCAAUUACUAUGGAAAAAGAAAUUGCUGUAGAUGCUUUAGGAGAAAUAUGUUCUCAUACUAAGGAACUAUUUAUUCCAUAUCUUGAAGAGAGCAAAGAAAGGCUCAUUAAUUUAUCUACCCAUUUUUAUGAAGGAGUUAGGAAGGCCGCUAUAUCAAGUUUAUGGAGAUUUACAGCCACUCUAUAUAAUAUAAGUAAUCCACAACAAUGGCUUCCAGGAUUACCAUUGAAAAUUCCACUUCACACAGAUGUUGAUAAGUUUGCAACUUCUGUAAGAGAUAUAACUAUAGAAAUUCUGGAGGAUGAAAGUGAAAGACUUGUUGUUAUAGAAAUUUGUCAAAAUAUUUCAGAAACGUUGAAAGUGUGUGGUCCCGGGAUUUUAGGAGAUGCUGAAUCAAUACAAAAAAUAUCCGAACAUAUUCUUCAAAUUUUAAAAAAACAGCAUAUAUCUCAAUUAGACGAAGAUAUAGAUAAUUUAAUUAAUAAUAAUGAAAAUGAUGAUUAUGUUGAAAACGAUGAUAAAGAUAUUGCAGAAUAUGACGCAUUGCUUAUAGAUUCUGCCAUAGAUGUUUUGAUUUCUAUAUCUCAUGUUCUUGGAGAAGAAUAUUCUCAAACUUUUGGAUUUUUUUUACCUCAUAUACUUAAAUAUUAUGAAAGUGAAACUGCAAAUGAUAGAUCUAUGGUGAUUAGUGGCCUUGGUGAGAUUAUUGAUGGAUUAAAGGCAGGCAUUACUCCAUAUACGGAGCAAAUAUUUCAUAUUUUCAUGAAGGCACUUGAUGAUAAUAAUGAAGAAAUUAGGAGUAAUGCAGCCUGUUCCAUGGGUCUUUUGUGUCAAUAUUCUAAGUAUGAUUUAACAAGCCAAUAUAUGACAAUAUUUUCAAAACUUCAAUCUCUAUUUUCUAAUAAUAACCACAAAAAUGCUAAAGAUAAUGCAAUUGGAUGUGUAUCUCGAUUAAUUAUUUCACACCCUGCAUCUGUUCCUCUUACACAGAUAUUACCUCUUUUGGUCUCUUUUUUACCCUUACAAAAUGAUUAUUCGGAAAACUUUCCCGUGUAUUCUGCUAUUUUGAAAUUAUAUAAAUUAAAUGACAUAAAUAUCAUUUCAUUAACAGAAAGACUUAUUCCAAUAUUUGCUACUGUUUUAGGACCACCUGAGGAACAACUUACAGAACCUAUAAGAAAUGAAUUAAUAGAACUUGUUAGAGCAUUAAAUGCUAAUUAUUCAGAAAUUAUUAGUCAAUAUCCUUGCCUAUUAAAUGCUAUACGAUAA
Pneumocystis murina B123 is the source of this 3198-nucleotide messenger RNA. RefSeq lists its product as hypothetical. The transcript has 9 exons. Gene Ontology annotation, cellular component: cytoplasm; nucleus. NCBI's taxonomy places the organism in Eukaryota, Fungi, Ascomycota, Pneumocystomycetes, Pneumocystales, Pneumocystaceae. Gene Ontology annotation, biological process: protein import into nucleus. Bases 1 to 3198 code for a protein of 1065 amino acids. Gene Ontology annotation, molecular function: small GTPase binding; nuclear import signal receptor activity. The record is from RefSeq and is a predicted model, not a curated record.